Messenger RNA from Ornithorhynchus anatinus (platypus), 346 nucleotides. RefSeq names its product prokineticin 2 (gene PROK2). The record is from RefSeq and is a predicted model, not a curated record. Lineage: Eukaryota; Metazoa; Chordata; Mammalia; Monotremata; Ornithorhynchidae. The transcript has 3 exons. The coding region runs from base 1 to 306 and encodes 101 amino acids.
AUGAGAACCCCGCUGUUUCUGCUGCUCGGGCUGCUGCUCUUUCUGCCCGCGGGGGACUCCGCCGUCAUUACGGGGGCUUGCGACAAGGAUCCACAAUGUGGGGUUGGUAUGUGCUGUGCCAUCAGUAUCUGGAUUCAAAGUUUGAGAAUGUGUACACCACUGGGCAACGUGGGAGACAGCUGUCAUCCACUGGCUCGUAAAGUUCCAUUUUGGGGGAAGAGAAUGCAUCAUACCUGCCCGUGUCUUCCAGGCUUGGCCUGCGCUAGGACUCCGUAUUACCAAUUCCGAUGUUUACCCAAGAAAUAGAGAUCAGUUUUAGCAGAAUAAAAUUAAAUGUCAACAACAA